Passer domesticus (house sparrow) is the source of this 4452-nucleotide messenger RNA. Its product is annotated as ubiquitin carboxyl-terminal hydrolase 42-like. NCBI's taxonomy places the organism in Eukaryota, Metazoa, Chordata, Aves, Passeriformes, Passeridae. Gene Ontology annotation, biological process: protein deubiquitination; regulation of apoptotic process. The transcript has 15 exons. Bases 1085 to 3226 code for a protein of 713 amino acids. The record is from RefSeq and is a predicted model, not a curated record. Gene Ontology annotation, cellular component: cytosol; nucleus. Gene Ontology annotation, molecular function: cysteine-type deubiquitinase activity.
AGAGGGACACACAGGUUCCCCAAUGGAGCAGAGGGACACCCAAGUUCCUCAAAGGGAGCACAGGGACACCCAGGUUCCCUUGAGGGAGCAGAGGGACACCCAGGUUCCCCAAUGGAGCAGAGGGACACCCAGAUUCCUCAAAGGGAACAGAGAGACACCCAGGUUCUCCCUCCUUUAGGGGGCAAUCAGGAUCCAAAGUCUGUUUUGUUUAAGGCACUCAGGACACCUUCCUGGGCACUUACCCUUUGAUUUUUAUCUAAAUCUGCAGUGGUUUUGAGGAGGCAUCACAAUGAAGUGUAGAAAGCAGACCUCCCUCCCCUGAAGCUGCAGCUUCCCCCCAGCUCAGAGGGAUCAGAACAAACCUUUGCUGGGAGCAGUUUUGUUACAGUGCCCCAUCACCUGGACCCUCUGCAGCCUGGGGAAAAUCUCAUCCUUGGCUGGCCAUAUGGAUACAACAACCACAACACAGCAGAGAGUUUUCUGUUGUGUACUGAAUGGUCUUUGUUAGUCUCUUCUUUAUCUUCUGGUUUCUGCAAAAUGUCCUUGUGACCUAUAAAUUCUGCACUCGUUGUGUCCAAUUUCAGCAAUAUAUUUCUGUCUCUCUCCAGACUUUGUUUAUUGAGGCAUGUCAAGAGCCCUGACUGCUGUGCAGCACUCCUGAGCAGAGUUGUGUAAAUCUCAGACUGUUCCCUGUGGUCAGAUCUUGGAUCCUGAUCUGAGGCUGCUGUGAGGCUUGCAGGGAAAAAAGGCAAUUAUUGCCUAGGUGGAAGUGAGAAGGAAAACCUAAUUGCUAAAUGAGCACAAAUGCAAAAGGAGUAAAUUGCAGCAGUGCUGGGGUGGUUCUGUGCCUCCUGCCUGUGCCUCAGACUCUCCCCACAGGAGGGUGUUUGGUGGGCCCUGAUCUCCAAAAAUCCAUCCUUGCUUUCAUGGCCUUGUGACAGAACUUGGUGAAACUUGGUGGCCCAGGCUGGGCAGGGACCAAAGCAGCCAGUUCAGGUGAUGGGAUUGACACAGAUCUCUUUCUGGAGCAUGUCCUGAUGUCCUUGGUCAUCCAGAGCUUUGCCCUCUGUUCCUGAGAGAGGCAAUGGCCACAACAGGGAACGAUUUCUUCAUUGCUGAGGGAAUGGCUCCUCCAAAAAGGAUCCUCUUUCCACCAGAGAAGAUCUGCAUGGUCUGGCAGCAGAGACAGAGGGCUGGGGCUGGGCUCUUCAACGUGGGCAACACGUGCUUCCUCAACUCUGUGCUGCAGUGCUUGACCUACACCCCCCCGCUGGCCAACUACCUGCUGUCCCGAGAGCACAGCCAGGCCUGUCACCAGCAAGGUUUCUGCAUGAUGUGCAUCAUGGAAGCUCACGUGAACAAGGUCUUGCAUUCCCCUGUCAGUGCCAUCCUGCCUUUGCCUGUCCUCAAGGUUUUCAGACGCAUAGGAGAGCAUUUUCAGCCUGGCAGGGAGGAAGAUGCCCAUGACUUCUUGUGCUGUACUGUCAAUGCCAUGCAGAGAGCUUGUCUGAGUGCAAGCAACGACUUGGACCUCUCUUCUCAAUCCACUACCAUUGUCUAUCAAAUAUUUGGGGGCUUUCUGAGAUCCAGAGUCACCUGCUUCAGCUGUGAAGCCGUUUCUGACUCCUAUGAGGCCUUCCUGGAUAUGCCUUUGGAUAUCAAAGCAGCCUCGUCCCUCACUGCAGCUCUGGAGGACUUUGUGGCACCCGAGCACCUGGAUGGUGAUAACUGCUUUAAUUGUAACAAGUGUAAGAAGAAUGUUGCUGCCUCCAAGAGGUUCACAGUCCAUCGUGCACCCAAGGUUCUCACUGUGUGCCUGAAAAGGUUUGACUGUUUCACCGGCGGGAAGAUCAGCAAGGUUGUGGAGUACCCCGAGUACCUGGAUCUUCGCCCGUACAUGUCCCAGGCAGAUGGAGAACCCCUCCAGUACUCCUUGUAUGCUGUCCUGGUGCACAGUGGGGUCAGCUGCCAUGGAGGACACUAUUUCUGCUACACAAAGGCCAGCAAUGGGCUGUGGUACCAGAUGGAUGAUGAGUCUGUGGAGCUCCGUUGCAUUGACACAGCUCUCAGGCAGCAAGCCUACCUGCUGUUUUAUGCCAGAUGCUGUGAUCUGAAGAUUGGAGAAAGGGCUUCUUCCUCGCUGACACCACCAUAUGUCCCUUCCUUCCUCAGUCACUGGGCCGGCAGCAGCAAGAAGGUGGCUUCUAUUGGCCCUCAGGGUUUGCCUGGCAGGAAGAAGGAUGUGGAUGUGGAAGAUGCUGGCAGGGAGCAGGCCUGGAGCAGAUCCCCGCUGUGGGGCCGGGAUGGCCGCAGCUGCGUUGUGGACACCACGGACUGUGACCACUCCUCAGGGAGGAGAACGGGCCCUCCCAGUUCUGGCCAUUCUCCCAGCGAUGGUGCAGCUCCAGGGCCUUCCAAGAGCAGCCUGCAGAGGGAUGGUGCCCCCAGGGCUGCUCUGGAGCAAGCCCUGCAGAGAGAGAUGAGCAGAUCCAUGCGGCGCGGCUACAACCUCCGCAGCCGCUUUGUGCAGCACACCGACCACAAGCCCUCACCGAGGAGGAGGAGGAGGCAGACAACAAAUUCUCCGUGUCAUGACCAACACAGAGCAGCUCCAGAGCCCUCCAACACCAGCUUGAAGCAGGCUGCCGUACUCAAGGCUGACGGAGAGCAAGCCCCACCAAGGUGGAGGGAGCAGAGGAGAUCGCCGCGGUGGGGCUGUGACCUCCGCAGCCGCUCUGUGCAGCGCGCCCUCCACCCCUCUCUGGGCAAGAAGAACAGGGGGAGAACGAGUCCUCCACGUUGUGACAAAGCCCCAGUGGAUAACACAGCCUCAGGGCCCUCCAACACCUGCUUGAAGGAGGUUCCUGUGCCCAAGGCUCCCAAGCAGAGGGAGCAGAGGAGAUCCCCACAGACGGGCUAUGAUCUCCGCAGCCGCUUUGUGCUGUGCACAGCCCACCAGCCUUCAGCGAGGAAGAGGAGGGUUUCCACGCCCCAGAGAUGCGUGUCAGACAAGCACUCAGAGCACCCUGGGAGUGCUGCAGUCAGACUGUGGCCCUGGCUGAAGCAUAAUGGAAGAUUAGCGCUGCGUUUUUUAGCAAAGAAAGAGGUCUCGUGUUUUAAACCCAGAUGGAAAUUAAGCACCACGCAGCUGCUUGCUCAACCAUCUCUUCUUCCCCCCCACACUGGUGGAAUGGGGAGGAGAUUUGAAGUAAAACUUGUCUGUUGAAUUAAGAACAGUUUAAUAUCUGAAAAUAAAGUCAAGUACAACAAUGGCAGUACUUAAUAAUGAUAAUGAAAAGGGACCAAACAAGUGAUGUACAAUGCAAUUGCACACCACCUGAUGCCAGAGCCCCCUUCCCAAACUAAGAUCAGCUGCCCUUCUGGGCAACUCCUCCCAGUUUAGAUUCCAGGCAUGAUGUUCUAGGGUGUGGGUGUCCCUUUGGGCAGGUCAGGUCACCUGUCCCAGCUGGGUUCUCUCCCAGUUUGUUUUGGGAACCUCCUCACUGGCAGAGCAGAAGAUGAGGAAACAAAAAGUCCUUGACUCAGGAUAAAUAUGACUUUGCAAAACCUAAAACUUCAGUGUAUUAUCAACACCAUUCUCAUUCCCAAUCCAAACCGCAGCUAAAGAAAUUAAAGAAGACAUUAACUCUACCCUAGCUGAAACCAGGACAAUGGGAUUACAGUGCAACUGCUGAAUUGUCUUUGUUAGUUCCCUGUUUAUCUUAGGGUUCUGAACAAUGGCCUCAUGGCUCAUAAAUUCUGCAUUCCUUGUGUCCAACUUCAGCAAUAAAUCCCUCUUCCAGGUAUGAGACCAUUGAAGCAUAUCAAAGUUGAUUACAGUUGUUUUAAACUUAAAUCUUCAGGAAUUUUCCCAAGCUGUGCUCCCACUGUAGCAGCUUAUGACAAACCUUGCUGAAUGUUGGCUACAGUGGCAUAUGACAGAGUGGAAAAUUACACUGCUUAUGAUUAAUUAAAAGAAGUAAUUAGAAUAUUUAGUUAAAACAAUUAGCUGGAAGAGGUAUUUGUAAAGUUCUAUCAUUUCCAACACCAUGGAAACAGACAUUCCCUGAUCUGAGGGCAGGAGCAGCAGGGAUAUCCCGGCCUUCACAUGGAAGAAACCAAAGAGCUUCUAACACCUUUUUCAGCAGCAAAGCAUAUUUUACUGAAUAAACCUGACAAAACAAAAUCUAAAAAUGUAGCAGACUGGCAGACAAUCAUGCUGUAGAAGGGCAGUUCCACUUUUGCAUGGUGAGAACUUCUAGCAUCCCUCCCUAAGGUGUGUGAAGAUCUCUCUCUUGAGUAGGGAAGCCCCUUGAGGUCACUUCUCAAGGCUCAACAAAAUAGGUUUGCUCAUGGUUGUUGCAUGGGUAACAUCAAUCUCUAUUUAAUAACUGUUUUGCUAGAUUUAAUAUAAUUGCUUCUCUACUCCUUCAAAACUAGUGCACUAUACUA